This is a messenger RNA of Neltuma alba, 2353 nucleotides long. RefSeq lists its product as uncharacterized. Gene Ontology annotation, biological process: carbohydrate metabolic process. Bases 572 to 1972 code for a protein of 466 amino acids. The transcript has 3 exons. Gene Ontology annotation, molecular function: hydrolase activity, hydrolyzing O-glycosyl compounds. Lineage: Eukaryota; Viridiplantae; Streptophyta; Magnoliopsida; Fabales; Fabaceae. The record is from RefSeq and is a predicted model, not a curated record.
UUUUUUUUUGCCCUUUUUGGCCGGAAGUUCUGAAGUUCUGAAGAUGAGGAACGAUGAGUUGUUGCUAACUGUCCCAGUGUGAUUGGAGGUGGACAUUAAAUUAUUGAGAAUAUCAACGUCUAAUGAGCCGAAAGAAGAAAGAGAAUAGCCAAAGUAAAAGAAGAUUUGAGAGGCAAACAGAAAGAAGGCUCGUUUUGCUGAAGCUUCUAGAGCUGUCUUCCCUCUUUUGAGACACUCGGCACCAAAAAGCACCGUCUGAUAGUGCAAUUCUAGAUUCGGUCGCAAGUCAACGUCAUCAACCUCGGUGUUCAGAUCGAAAUUUCACGCAAACUUAACUACCGCCUCUGUUAUUUUCAUUUUCUUCAUUUUGCACCUGCUCCCUUCUCUGCUCUUCUUCGCCGCCGGCCUCGUAUUGGGACUAGGAACUGAAAUUGGCGUACUUUGGUGGUCGCGCCUCGGUUUCUCUAACUUUGAGAGCUGCAGGAGAGACUCAUGUUUAGGACUUUUGUUCAGUUCAUAGUUCGGGUGACAUCACCAUUAGCCUGAAGAUAAAAGGGAAGAGAGAAAGAGGAUGAGGAACAAAUACAGGAAACCAACAAAUUUAUGUCGCAAUGCAGGGAGCAGAUUUUCUGCAUCUGCUGUGGUGUGGAGCUUGGUAGGAUGCAUUCUUUUGAUUCAUUUCUAUUCCAGUAUUCAUCAAAGAUAUAGGGAAGGUGGAGAGGUCCAAUUGCGAGUAAGCCGUCAUCCCCAACUCCGUGAACUUCAAGAAGUGGAGGAGGAGGAGAACAUCCGAAUUCCCCCACCAAGGGGAAAGAGGUCUCCUAGGGCAGCAAAACGCAGACCUAAGCGCACAACUACAGUGAUUGAUGAAUUCCUUGAUGAAAAUUCACAACUGAGACAUCUAUUUUUUCCUGGUCACAGAAGAGCUAUAGAUACAGCAAAUGCUGGGAAUGAGAGUUAUUAUUACUACCCUGGCAGAAUUUGGCUGGAUACAGACGGAAAUCCUAUUCAAGCCCACGGAGGUGGCAUUCUGUAUGAUAAGAAAUCGAGGACGUACUAUUGGUAUGGUGAGUACAAAGAUGGGCCCACUUACCGUGCUCACAAGAAAGGAGCUGCCCGGGUGGACGUUAUAGGAGUUGGCUGUUAUUCUUCCAAGGAUUUGUGGAGUUGGAAAAAUGAGGGUAUUGUAUUGGCGGCGGUGGAAACAAAUGAAACUCAUGAUCUGCACAAGUCCAAGGUGCUUGAGAGGCCAAAAGUGAUUUACAACGACAAAGCUGAAAAAUAUGUGAUGUGGAUGCACAUAGACGAUGCCAAUUAUACAAAAGCUGCUGUUGGGGUAGCAAUCAGUGAUGCUCCUGCUGGUCCUUUUGAUUAUCUUGGUAGCCAAAGGCCACAUGGAUAUGAAAGCAGGGAUAUGACAGUUUUCAAGGAUGAUGAUGGGAUGGCAUAUCUAAUAUACUCUUCAGUGGAAAAUAGUGAACUGCACAUUGGACCCUUAACUGAAGAUUAUCUUAAUGUGACUUCUGUCAUUAGAAGAAUUCUAGUGGGCCAGCACAGAGAAGCACCUGCUCUAUUCAAGCACCAGGGCACAUACUAUAUGAUCACAUCUGGCUGCACUGGGUGGGCCCCAAACGAGGCACUGGCUCAUGCUUCUGAGUCAAUAUUGGGGCCAUGGGAAACAAUGGGAAAUCCAUGCGUUGGAGGGAACAAAGUAUUUCGAUUGACCACUUUCUUUGCUCAGAGCACUUUUGUACUCCCUAUACCAGGAUAUCCUGGUUCAUUUAUUUUUAUGGCAGAUCGGUGGAAUCCUGCAGACCUAAGGGACUCAAGAUAUGUAUGGCUGCCUUUGAUUGUGGCAGGACCUGCUGAUCAACCUCUGGAGUACAAUUUUGAGUUCCCAUUAUGGUCAAGAGUUUCUAUCUUUUGGCACAGAAAAUGGAGGCUGCCUCUGGGAUGGAGGGGAUCCAUAUAAUGAGGUUGCUCUUUGUACAUUUGAAUAUUUGAUCAACUAUGUAGCCUGAGUCUGCAGCUCGCCGAGUUGCAUUGGUAAACCCUUGCUCAAAACUAAGAGUUCAGUCACACCAGGAGGACGCGGAUGCAGGACUAUAGUCUCAAGAACUAAGGUUAGCACAUUUCCUAAUUCACGUGUAUAUAUCGAGAAAAAUUGGCCAUUGACUGGAGUUCUCCCGGUAAUCAAGCUGUGUUUGUCUUGAUCUACCGAGUCCUAACUUACAGUGGUGUAAAAUGAUUCUUUCUUAUGUGCAAAAUUUAUUGACCUUUUUCUUUCCGAUUCUGAUAUACAUACAUGAAAUUGCUUUGCAUACGUGGAUAUAAUAUACUGAUUUCAUGUUAA